This is a messenger RNA of Rosa rugosa (rugosa rose), 1547 nucleotides long. Its product is annotated as probable copper-transporting ATPase HMA5. The transcript is spliced from 7 exons. Gene Ontology annotation, cellular component: membrane. The coding region runs from base 746 to 1441 and encodes 231 amino acids. The record is from RefSeq and is a predicted model, not a curated record. Lineage: Eukaryota; Viridiplantae; Streptophyta; Magnoliopsida; Rosales; Rosaceae. Gene Ontology annotation, molecular function: ATP hydrolysis activity; transporter activity; ATP binding.
UAAUACCCUUUCAGCCUCUUUUUCCUUUCAAACCCGUGGUCACAGGCUCCCAUACCAACUCUCCGUCUCUGUUGUUUCUGACGCUUGCCCACGAUCUUCAACACCUCACACCGCCAUGGAUGAGCUUGUUGGUAUGAAUUUCCUACCGCCGCGACUUGGAGUCUGGAGACUUGGACUCUUGGAGCACAGAGGCGCAGAGCAGUCCGACUCAGCGACCCGGUGAUCUGCAAAAGUGCAAGGCUGGAAGCCUGGAACCAGCAACCCAUCUCCGGUAGUCCGGUCUCCGAGCUCCCCACCGCCACCAGCAACCCGUCUGGGCCGUCUGGCUGUCUCCGUGAUUUGCAAAAAUGAUAUAAUUGCUUGGCCUAUGGAGUAUGGAGUAUGGAUACUGAUUAACUGAUGGUGACAUGGUGUAUUGAUGUUGAUGAGUUGAUGUUGAUUACUUGAUUUUAAUAAAGUUUGUAACUUUGUAUGAUUCAUGAUUCAUGAGGAGAAGGCCUCAGACCUCAGAAGCAGAGGGCCACAAUUCGUUUGAGAAAGCUUGAAAAAAAAUAAAGGUUCUUGCAUUGCUGAAAGUCAAGACACUGGGUCUUCGGCAACCUCAUCAAGAUUUGCAGUUGGCCAGUUGUCUACUUAUCUGGCCUCAGGCCUGCAAUUUCAAUAUCAUCAACAGGUGGACUGCAUUGUGUUCGACAAGACAGGGACUCUUACAAUUGGGAAGCCACUGGUUGUUAACACACGACUCAUGAAAAAUAUAGUGCUUCGAGAAUUCUAUGAACUUGUUGCUGCAGCUGAGGUUAACAGUGAACACCCCUUGGCCAAGGCCAUUGUUGAGUAUGCCAAAAAAUUCAGAGAAGAUGAAGAGAAUCUAGCCGGGCCAGAAGCGCAUGACUUUGCCUCCAUUACUGGUCACGGGGUGAAGGCUAUUGUUCAGGGCAGGGAAAUAAUUGUGGGGAACAAGAGCUUGAUGGUGGACCAGAACAUUGCAGUUCCACUCGAUGCAGAAGACUACCUAGCAGAAGCUGAAGGGCUGGCUCAAACUGGGAUUCUAGUAGCCAUAGAUGGAGAAGUGGCUGGAGUUCUAGCAAUAUCUGAUCCACUGAAACCAGGUGCUCAAGAAGUAAUUACCAUACUCAAGUCAAUGAAUGUUAGAAGCAUAAUGAUGACAGGUGACAAUUGGGGAAUUGCAAAUUCUAUUGCCAAUGAAGUUGGUAUUGAUACUGUUAUAGCCGAAGCGAAACCUGAUCACCAGAAAGCAGAGAAAGUGAAGGAAUUGCAGGCUUCAGGCUACACUGUGGCGAUGGUGGGAGAUGGCAUCAAUGACUCACCAGCACUUGUGGCAGCAGAUGUAGGAAUGGCAAUUGGUGCUGGCACUAACAUUGCAAUUGAGGCAGCAGACAUUGUGCUAAUGAAGAGUAGGUUUCCUCUUUAUUUUCUGUAAGAAAGACAAGUUUAUAGAGGGAACUUGUCUCAGAUAAUUGGAGUAAAUUGAUCAAUAUAUGGUUGAGAUUUUUUGUUUCCAGUAUUAAUUUCUGAUGGAAAUGACA